Messenger RNA from Rhipicephalus sanguineus (brown dog tick), 768 nucleotides. RefSeq lists its product as uncharacterized. The transcript is spliced from 4 exons. The record is from RefSeq and is a predicted model, not a curated record. Lineage: Eukaryota; Metazoa; Arthropoda; Arachnida; Ixodida; Ixodidae. The coding region runs from base 1 to 768 and encodes 255 amino acids.
AUGUGCCGCGGUUCGGCGAGUGAGACCUCGAGCCGCGGCGUGGGCCGCCUCGUUGCCCGCAAGCGGGACGUCGCUGGACAGCGCAAUGAUAAUGCCAUCGACCUUGUAACCUCUGUGCAACAACAGAAAUACCUCAAGCGCAUCUCGGUUGCAAUGUUCCUCGAUGUGAAAGCAAGUCAUGGAGUCGCUGGUAUCCGUGGCUAUCGGCUCUUCAAGGGCCCCCUGGGCACCGGCAUCAGUCAGCGCCUUGGUGGCGGCGGGAGCUUGAGCAUGGGAGGUUUGAACAGCUUUGGAGGAUUCGGACACUCUGGUGGUGGCUUCGGCAGCGGUGGCUUCAGCACCGGCAGCUUCGGGGGAGGCGGUUUCGGUGGUGGAAGCUUCGGAGGCGGCGGCGGCAAGCGACAUCAAGUCUACAUUGUGGAAUAUGUCCGAAACAAUCAGAAGGGCCACGGUUCUGGCUUCGGCAAGUCGUCAGGAGGAGGCUUCGGCACGGGGCCUAUCUAUAUCAUCCAGCAGAUUAGCGGCGGUGGGGGGUUUGGUGGAGCUGGUUUCGGCGCAGGGUGGAAGCCCGGGGGUAUGGGUGGAUUCGGUGGUGGUGGAUGGAAGGCCACUGGGGGUGGUGGUGGUGGUGGGUGGAAGGCGACUGGAGGUUCCGGUGGCGUGUGGAACAUGGGAGGUGGCUUCGGUGGCGGCUGGAAGUCGGCAGGUGGUGGAGUAGGAGGAGGAUGGAAGACUGGAGGUGGAGGAGGUAUGAGUGAACCUACGUAG